AUGUGGUGGGGGGAGUUUGAAAGAGAAAGCACCGGUGCAAUUCCACUGGCUGUGGAGAAGGGGAGGUCUUUAUUACCCACAGACCGAGACUGAAUCAGUCCAGUACAGUUGAAGCCGGAGACUGACGCGAUCGAGACAACAAGACGCCGGCGGAUGCUUACAGAGUAACGAAUGCAUCCUGACCGCAUUCACAGCGUUUAGAAUGUAUUAAUGAUGUCUAUUCCGUUACUGUAGCGGUUCUCCAUCUAUUACAGGCAGUCGCUGCUAAAAGGAUUCAUCUGACGGUCGCUAUUGAUGGACGUGCAAACGGAUAUGAUAUUGUACGUCAACGUUCGCCUUAUUUUUCCGAGGACCGUGGGGAGAUUCUGCGCACUGCAGUAAGGCUACAUUCAGCAUUGCACGCGAUUGGAUUGUGGAUGUGAUGGAUAUUGAAUGUUUGUCUGCAAACGAGGAGCUCGGAUUUGGGUUUGCAUUGAAAACAAAGUUUGCUUGCAUGAAAAACCCCAACUGAGUUGAUAACGUGUCUGCUGCUCCUCAUCUUGUGUGACCGAGUGGUUUCGAAACCACUGUAUCCUUCAACAGAUGAGAAGCGAUCAACUUCAGUUGCCUGCACUGGGGGAAAAGAAUGGUGUUUAUGGCCGAAAUCACAAGGCAUAUCGGAAUCAUCCCACAAAAAUAAUCACCCAGCCUGGAAUCGUGAUGAAAGUGUUGCGGAGAAAAAGAAUCGUACUGUUUAUAGCGUAUUUUCUGCUGUUAGUUCUCACCAUGCUGAACUUGGCUAACUACAGGUGGACUAAAGAACCUCAACAGUGUAAUCUCCAGAUGAGAAGCACUCCGUAUCAGGGCAGGUCAGACAUUCGGUUCCUUUACGGACCUUCUCUUGCUAAGAAGAGACAACUCGUUUAUGUUUUGACCACAUGGAGGUCCGGCUCAUCCUUUUUCGGAGAGCUGUUUAAUCAACACCCAGAGGUUUUCUUUCUGUAUGAACCGAUGUGGCACAUCUGGCAAAAGCUGUACCCGGGUGAUGCUGUGUCCUUACAGGGAGCAGCGAGGGACAUGCUAAGCUCGCUGUACCGCUGUGAUCUUUCAGUUUUUCAGCUGUACAACAGCCCUGGGGGCAAAAACUUCACCUCCCUUGGACUUUUUGGGGCCACGCUUAAUAAAGUCAUCUGCUCGUAUCCUCUUUGCUCCGCUUAUAGGAGAGAAGUGGUUGGGAUGGUGGAUGACAAAGUGUGCAAAAAAUGUCCUCCACAAAGCCUCGGGCUCUUAGAGGAAGAAUGCCUUAAGUACAACGCUAUAGUCAUAAAAGGGGUCCGGGUUCUGGAUGUCAACGUUUUGGCACCCCUUAUGGAGGAUCCGUCUCUGGACCUCAAGGUGAUUCACCUUGUGCGAGAUCCCAGAGCCGUGGCCAACUCCAGGAUCAAAUCGAGGCACGGGUUGAUCCGUGAGAACUUGCAGGUGGUCAGAAGCAGGGAUCCCAAACUCCGUCGGGUACCCUUUGUGGAUCCUGGCCACAAAAUGAGCAAAAAGGACGGCGCAGAUUACCAUUCAGUUGGAGCUAUGGAGGUAAUAUGUGAUCGGACAUACAGGAGCCUGAGGACUGCCUUAAAUCCUCCCAGCUGGCUGAAAGGGAAAUACAUGGCGGUGCGCUAUGAGGAUCUGGUGGAAAACCCUGUCAAAACGCUCCGGAAUGUUUAUCAAUUUGCUAAUCUCAGUGCAAACCUUGACAUCGAGUCUUUUGCUCUUAACAUGACGAAUGGCACAAGCUCUUCCUCAAAGCCAUUUAUUGUGUCUGCCAGGAAUGCCACACAGGCGGCUAGUGCAUGGAGAACAGUGUUGAGUAUUCAACAGAUAAAACAAGUAGAGGAGUACUGCCAUCAUGCAAUGGCCAUCCUGGGUUAUGAACGUGUGAGAACAGCUGGAGAAGCAAAAGACUUGAGUAAAUCUUUAUUGACUGCUUCCAAACUGUGACGGAGUUCCAGAGAUAGCUUUUCAAUGUCCACCUGAAACGGAGCACCAGCUCAGUAACUGUGGAUGUGUUUAUUCAUAUCAAAGUGCUUUCGAAGGAUUUCACAAUCUCUUUAUGGAGCGUCAUAGCUUUUUGUGGUCAUUCAAUAGCACAGGUGCUUUUCUAAAUGGACCUGUAGAUGUUUGAUACAGCUGCAUCUGCAUUUGUAAACCACAACUGAAAAAUGUAUAUUGUACAAACCAAAUGCUACAUUGUAAUUUUUUUCCUCCCAAAAUUGAUACUUAAGGUUGUUUGGAAUGUCUGUUUUUGGGUUUCAAUUUAUUUGUUGUGUUUAAAAUUGAGAAAUGAAACCGGAAAAUGAGCAACAAAAUACUGAUCAAAGUUGUUAUGCAGAGUGCAGGUAAUGCUGUUUCUUUAAAAUCAAUUUGAAGACAAUCAUUACAUUUCACAGUCUUCACACUUUAUGAAUGCCAGUGUUAUGUGUUAUGUAAGGCAUACUUCUCAUUUUAUCAAAUAAAAAAAAUAAAGUAAUGCAUUGCAAAAAUUUUAAAGGCUUUAAUUUUACUGCUUAGUUA
This is a messenger RNA of Carassius gibelio (silver crucian carp), 2544 nucleotides long. Its product is annotated as carbohydrate sulfotransferase 2-like. Gene Ontology annotation, cellular component: Golgi membrane. The transcript has a single exon. The coding region runs from base 583 to 1971 and encodes 462 amino acids. Gene Ontology annotation, biological process: N-acetylglucosamine metabolic process; carbohydrate metabolic process; sulfur compound metabolic process. The record is from RefSeq and is a predicted model, not a curated record. NCBI's taxonomy places the organism in Eukaryota, Metazoa, Chordata, Actinopteri, Cypriniformes, Cyprinidae. Gene Ontology annotation, molecular function: N-acetylglucosamine 6-O-sulfotransferase activity.